CGCGCUGUUUACUUCUUAGGAUGAGUGAAGACGGUAGCGAUGACUCUCCGCCGCGGCCGAAACGUAAAAUCAAAAGAGUGGUCGUGUUGUCGUCGUCGGAGUCUGAGAGCGACGAGAGCAUCAGCGUAGCGGGGACACGUAGAAAGAGAUUGAGAGUCAUUAGUGAUGAGGAAGCGAGUGACAGCAGUGGAAGCUCAGUGGUGUGCGCCGGAACUAGACGGAGGCGAACACUGCCGAAGCUCCGUGACUCAGAAGCGGAGAGCGACAGUUCCGGCUGUUCGUCAGACCGAGCGGACACUGCCAAGCCUGUGCCUUCACCAUCGAAACCCGCCUCAGGCUUUGCAUCUGACAGUUCUGAAGGAAAUUCUGACAAAUGUUCAAUUUGCCUCCUGCGUUUUAAAGACCAACAAGUAGGAACGCCAGAAAGCUGUGAGCACAUAUUCUGCCUGGACUGUAUCACAGAGUGGUCGAAGAAUGUUAACACAUGUCCUGUUGAUCGGAUGACAUUCAAUUCUAUAAUUGUGAAAGCUUGUGUAGGUGGUCGUGUGCUACGAACAGACCUUGUUAAGGUGUUAGAGCGUAGGCCUUCUGUUGAGGCACUAGUAAUUGAGGACCCAACCUUGUGUGAGAUAUGCGGCAGCGCAGAAGAUGAAGAGACUAUGUUACUUUGCGAUGGUUGUGACCUGGGCUAUCACAUGCAGUGCCUCACACCUCCACUCUCUGAGGUACCCACCGAUCAAUGGCUCUGUCCUAACUGUUAUGUAUCACUACAUGGAGAAAGCAAUCUAUUAGAAGAUAUUAAUCUGUCCGAAGUGGAGGAUUUAUUAGAUGGUGUUGAUGAUAUAGACCUACCUAUUGGGCCUAGGGCUUCAAUGCUGAGGCAACAAAGGAAUGUUCGGAGGUCAUCAAGGACUGCGAGCCGUCUUGAUCAACCAUCUACAUCGAGCGGCACGGGUGGCCAUAGUGUUAAUGUAAAUGAAUUACGUGUAACAUCCAGAACUUCCAGGAGUUCCCAUAGAAAUACUUUUCGUUCUACAAACAGAAGACAAGCCAUAACAAAACGUAGAAAAUAUAAGAGGCGAAGAACAAAAACAGUAAUUAUUGAAUAUGAAGUUCAAGAAAAUGGGAAAUUCCCUAUUACAAAAAGAGUUAAAAAGAAAGUUAGGAGAAGGGUUAAGAAACGACAACCUCGAACGGCAGCACGGCGAUCGUAUGUGAGAGCAAGUGUACGUGCCAAAUUGGCUACUUUAAAGGGGGAUCAAAGGGUGGACUUAGCUCAGGCAUCAAGUGCUUCGGGUGCUGGUAUUCCUUCUCUGAGUCUUUAUGGAAACCCCCAUGAAUUGGAUUAUUUCUCUGAUGACGACGACAACACUAUCUCUGAAGAAGCAUCUACUGCCGUGGCCACUAGAUCCACAUCUAAUAUACUAAGUGCUUAUAGACAGGCCAGACGAAAGAUGGUCACCUUACCGUCCCCACCUCACGCGUCAUCUGCUCCAGAUAUCCUUUCUAACAUUUUAGAGAGUCAAACUUUGCUGCAUUCAAAAGAUUCUGUGAUUUCUAUUUCUGUAGAUGGAAAUGUUGAUUAUAAACUUCAAUCCCGAAAGCAAAAUUCCCAAAAAAAGAGUGUUACAGAACCCAAAUCUGACGAAAAAGUAGAUUUAUCGAAAGCAAACGAGGCCGUUAGGAAUGUACCUUCAUAUCCAGGACAGAAUCGAGGGGGUGGGUGGGGAGGCGGAUACCGUGGAAACUACCAUCGUGAACAAAAUUCUAAUAAUUUCAAUAGGGGUGGUAAUUACGAGAACAACUACGGUGGAAACUACAGUCGAAAUAGACAAGGAAAUGCUUUCAACUAUCAAAACAACAACAUGCGCCGCGAUGACGCCGAGUACUACGAUAACUAUUCGAGAAGACCACAGCAGUAUUCACACACUGAGGACGCCUACUUCGAUCGGACUAGAAGACCAGGUCAGAUGGAGAACAAUAGGGGUAAUAAUUACACAAAUCAGAGACCAAACGAGCAGAAUCAAGGUCGAUACAGUCUAGGACCGUCCUGGCAACCGACCUACGGCGGCGGCGGGCCUCCGCCACCCGCGCUCCGACAGGACGCGCCUCUGACCCAGGCUCGACAUUCUUUCGGUGGCUUUGAGAAUCCUGUAGACAUGAGAAUGGGUCAGAUACCUCCCGCUAAUACGAUUUCCGACCUUUUCCCCACCGUCGAAGCACCCCGUCAAGACAAAACGCAAUCCCACGCGUAUCAGUCAAUGCCGGAGCCCAAGCCAUACCAGCCCUUACCGGAGGCGCCCGUUUUCAACUAUCCAAAAAUUUUAGAAGUUGAAAAAUCCGAGGACGAAAAGAGUGACUCUGGUCUUGUCAUCGAUACAGAGAAGUACGACCCUACGGAGCCUACCAACGACGAUGAUAGCGGUGAAGAGGAGCUAACGCCCGAGGUGCCUGCGCACUCUGCUCCCCUCGCGCUUCCCUCGCCCCCCGCCGCGCCGCCCAUGCCGCCCUCGCCACCCCCCGCCGUACAAAGCAUCCUGGCCGGCCUCGAUCCUGCCGCCAUGAAUGUCCCUCCCAACAUACUAGACACCGCCGUUCGACAAGUUUUGAAGGAACAUCGGAAUUUGAUCACGCCAUCCACUGCGGAGCCGAACAACGACAGGAGCGAUGACGAUUCCGACGGCGACUGUCCCAAUUUCUCGAUCUAUUCCGCCACGAGUGUUCAUAUAGCUAACAACAGCGGUGGUCUGCCGGAUGAGGCGCCUCGCGAGCAACCGCAGGACAGUAUGGAGGAUCUGGUUCAGGAAGAUGACGAGACCCCUCCUAGUUAUGAAGUGGACGACAAGAAAAAGUCUGAAGAAGAAUAUAAAGAAAAAGUUUCGAAGAGAUGUCCAAUAACGACGAACACGCGCAAUCCCAUUAAAAUAAAACUCAAUACGUCAUCGUUAAUUAAAAGGCAAGUUUCUCUGUAUGACGAUGAGGAAGCUAGCCAGGAAGCCGAAGUUAACGAAAAGACUGACGCUACUCCCGAGACGACUGGACAGAAAUUAAAUUUGAAUUGUGCUAUUAAAAGUCCUAAAAAAAUUUCAGAGACUAAUGAAAAGUGUGAUGUCGAACCCAAAAGCAAAACUCCUAAACGUGAUAGAUCUCAAAGUCCAAUAGACAAAAAUGUAGUCGACAAAGGUAAAAGUCCAGAAAAACAAAAAAAGAUUCAGGUCGAGACCAGCGAAACUAGUGUAAAAGUAAGUAAAGAAGACGUGGAUAACGAAGACUUGUGUCAAAAGACAAACAUUGAUGAUAAAUGUGAAAAGUUAGAAUCUAAUGAGAACAUAGAUAUACUUAAAGAAAAAGUCGACGAGUCCACGAAAACUGAAGAAGACUCUGAUGAAGAGGAACAUUCCGACGGCGACGGCGAGUUGCCGACGAGAGCGGGGACACAAUCGCCGAGAAAUGAAGAAAUUGCUAAAAUUGACGAUAACGUUGAAAAGAUGACCGAAUCUAUAAGCGAAACGGAAGACGAACGGAGCUAUACCCCGUGCCUAGAUGAAAAUAAAUCGACUAAGGACGCGUCAUUCGAAACGGAAAAAGAUAAAGGUCUAGAAGGCCUAGACACGGAAAUGAUAUCCGAGGAGGAAGGAAACGAAAUGUUUUCAGAGAACGAGCGAGCUCCCUCGGUAGUUUCGCGUGCCUCUCCUCGCAGGGCGCCGUACGAGAGUGAGGACGGAGAGAUAGCAGAUAAGAAGAAGGAAGCGAAGAAGGCGUCGCUGCGGGAAGAUAGCGCUAAGAAAAAGAAGAAAAAGGACUCAAAGAAGGAGACGAAAGAUAAGAGUAAGGGCAAAAAGAAGGGGGAGAUUUCGUUCAAAAAACUCAGUAAAUCCGGAAAGGAAAGAAAUUACAGGGAGAGGGAUAAAAACGAAAAGAGAGGCGAGAGGGAACGCCGAGACUCCGGCGACGGUGCCGAGAGCCGGCAGCGGAGGCGUAAAGAAAAGAGGAAAGAUUUGGAGCGCUACGACGUGCGCACCGUCGUCACCGAGAAAAGAAGGAAGCAGAAGGAUCCUUUCGGGCGGGACGUGUCGCCUCGCGGACGGUCGCCCUCCCUGUCGCCGCCCCCGCGCUCCCCCUCGCCCUCCCCGCGCCGUCGCCGCACCGUCUCGCGCCCGCGCCGCUCGCCCUCCAGGCUCCGGCGCUCGCCCUCCCGCCUGCGGCGCUCGCCGUCGAGGGUCCGCCGCACGCCGUCCAAGGGUCGGCGAUCGAUCUCGCGGGGGCGACGGUCCGGCUCGAGGGGCCGGCGGUCGCCGUCGCGAAUCCGGAGGUCGCCGUCGCCGCCGCGCCGCUCGCCGCCCGCCCGCCGCUCGCCGCCCGCCCGCCGCUCGCCGCCCGCCCGCCGCUCGGCCGCCCGCCGCGCCAGCCCGGCGCGCGGCCGCUCCCCCUCCCGCGCCCGCCCCUCGCCGCGCGCGCGCCGCUCGGCGUCGUCGGGCCGGCGCCGCUCGGGCACGCCGCGGGCCUCCCCGCGCCGCCGCAGCCCCCCGCGCCGCAAGCGCCGCCGCUCCGCGAGCGCCAGCCCGCCGCGCCGCGCCGCCAAGAAAAAGAAGCGCGCCUCGAGGCGGGCCGCCGCCUCGCCGGCACGCAAGCGGCGCCGCAGCGCCAGCGCCGCCCCGCCGGCGCCCGCCUCCCGCCCGCCCUCGCCGCGCACGCCGCCGCCGGAGCCCGAGCCGGCGCCCGAGCGGCCCGAGCGCCGGCGUCGCGAGCCCGAGCGGCCGCGCCGGCGCGCGCGCGACGCCGCCGGGCCCUCGAAGGAGGUGUUCACGUCGGGCGACAACAUCCUCGUGAGCGUCAGCUUCAAGGAGCAGGAGCGCGGCGAGGCGGGCGAGCGCCGGCGCCGGCGCGAGUCCCGGCGCGACCGCCGGCGCCGGCGCCGCGUCGCCGCGCCCGAGCUCGAGGUCGCCAAGCCGGUCGCCAUCAUCGACCUCGAGCGCUCGCCCUUCCGCGAGCUGACUCCGUCGCCGAAGAACGUCAUCGUGCUCAGCGACAGCGACCACGGCGAGCGCGAGGCGGGCGAAGCGAGCGCGGCGCCGGCGGUAGCGCCCGAGCCGGCGCCGGAACCCGCGCCGCCAGCCCUCGGCCCGAAGACGCCGCCGGAGCCGGCCGCGCCCGAACCGGCCGCGCCGGAGCCGACCGAACGGCCCGCCUCGCGCGCCUCGCCGGCCGCGCCCGAGCCGCGCUCGCCACACUCGCCACACUCGCCGCCCUCGCCGGACGCCUACGACCCGUUCGAGCCGACGCGCAGCGCGUCCGCGUCCCCGCCCUCCGCGCCGCCCGCCCCGCCGCCCGCCGCGCCGUCGCCGCCGCGCGCGCUCAUCACGCUGGAGGCGGCGCAGCGCAGCAACCUGUCGGCGGACGAGGUGCUGGACCGGCGGCCGCUGACGCCGGUGGAGAAGGUGAUGGCGCUGCUGCAGUCGACGCGCGAGGCCCGCGAGAGCCCGGAGGCGGAGCCCCCGGAGCCGCCGGCGCCGGCGCCGCGCAUCGUGCUGCCGUCGCCGACGCGCGCGCCGCCCAAGCUGUUCCCGGGCAAGCCGUCGCCGAUCAAGUCGAACCCGGUGAAGCCGAUGCAGGCGCUGCGCCUGCCGCGCGCCCCGUCGGACGGCGCGUCCCCGUACUCGCCGGGCUCCAGCGACUUCGGCGAGCUGUUCGAGCCGCCCCCGCGCCGCCCCCGCGCGCCCUCUAAGGUGCCGGUGCGCCUGGACCGCAAGAAGAGCAAGACGCAGGUGGGCGUGAAGAUCGACGACGAAAACCUGAAGAUCCUGGACGACUUGCCGAGCUCCGCCGUCGAGAUGCAAGUCAAGAGCAAAUUCCUCAAGAAGCUGAACCGCCAGGAGCGCGUGGUGGAGGAGGUGAAGCUGGUCCUGAAGCCGCACUACAACAAGAAGCGCGUCACCAAGGAACAGUACAAGGACAUUCUGCGCCGCGCCGUGCCCAAGAUCUGCCACAACAAGUCGGGCGAGAUAAACCCGACGAAGAUCCAAGCCCUCGUGGAAGCUUACGUGAAGAAAUUCAGAAAAAAACACAAACUCGGAGUAGCGUAGUGUGUAGAGUAGCGGAUGUUCUAUCAGAUUAUUGUAAUUAUAAUUUAUGUACGGA
Melitaea cinxia (Glanville fritillary) is the source of this 6138-nucleotide messenger RNA. RefSeq names its product PHD and RING finger domain-containing protein 1. The coding region runs from base 21 to 6083 and encodes 2020 amino acids. NCBI's taxonomy places the organism in Eukaryota, Metazoa, Arthropoda, Insecta, Lepidoptera, Nymphalidae. The transcript has 11 exons. The record is from RefSeq and is a predicted model, not a curated record.